Messenger RNA from Rubroshorea leprosula, 1791 nucleotides. Lineage: Eukaryota; Viridiplantae; Streptophyta; Magnoliopsida; Malvales; Dipterocarpaceae. The record is from the annotation of a GenBank genome assembly.
AAAUAAUCGUCACAUGAAAGUAGAUCAUCUCAUCCCACAAUAAUGGAUUUCAAUUCUUACAUUCAGACAACUCUUCUUGUCUUUAGUCUGCUGCUUCUAAUUUUCUCCAGAAAAAAGGCAGCGAGGAAUUAUAAAUCCGGAAAAGUCGGUGCUCCGGAACCAACCGGAGCAUGGCCAGUCCUUGGUCACCUCCACAUGCUACGAGGCCCAGACCCUGUUUGUAAGAAGAUGGGAGCGAUAGCAGACAAAUACGGCCCAGUCUACUCACUCAAGCUCGGUAACCACAGGCUGCUGGUGGUGAGUAGUUGGGAGGUUGCCAGGGAUUGCUUCACCACAAACGACAGAGCUCUGGCGACCCGGCCAAGCAUAGCCGCCGGAAAAUAUAUGGGUUAUAACAACGCCAUCUUAGCCCUUGCUCCUUAUGGAGAUUACUGGCGUUACAUCCGCAAGGUGGCCACCAUCGAGCUUUUCUCCGCCCACCGCCUCGAGCAGCUCAGUCACGUACGGUUUUCGGAAGUUGGGUUAUUCAUCAAAGAUCUGUCCAAGCUUUGCAACGGCAGUUGGGUGGAGGUGGAUAUGAGCAAACUUCUGGAAGGCUUGACAUUCAACCUAAUCCUGCGGAUGAUUGUCGGAAAAAGAUUCUCCGGUAACAAUUGCAAGGAAGAUGACAACAUGGCACAGCGGUACAAGAGAGCCAUAAAGGAAGCUAUUGAGCUGAGUGGGGUGUUUGUGUUGUCGGACGCAGUUCCGUGGUUGGGAUGGAUGGAUUUUCAUCAGCAUGUGAGUAGGAUGAAGAAGACGGCGAGGGAGCUGGACUCGGCGCUGGUUAAGUGGUUUGAUGAGCAUGUUCGGAGGAGGAAGGAAGAGAAUCAGGGUGGCCGGGAAAGUGACUUCAUGGACGUGAUGCUAUCGAACCUUCCAGAGGAUAUCGUGAUGUCUGGCCAUACAAGGGAUACUGUCGUGAAAGCAACAGCUUUGAUUCUCACCCUAACUGGAGGAGAGAGCACUUCUGUAUCGCUCACAUGGGUACUCUCCCUUUUGCUGAACCAUCCAAGCGUGCUCAAGGCGGCACAGGAAGAGCUGGACACCGUCGUUGGAAGAGACAGAUGGGUAGAAGAGUCCGAUAUCAAGAAGUUGGAUCUCCUCCACGCCAUCGUCAAAGAAACCCUCCGGCUAUAUCCACCAGGUCCGGUGACCGGCCUGCGCGAGGCCACAGAAGACUGCAGCAUCGGUGGCUAUCAUGUCCCCAAGGGCACGCGAGUAAUUGCAAACAUCUGGAAGUUGCAGCGGGACCCAAGAGUGUGGAAGAAUGCGGAGGAAUUUCAGCCGGAGAGAUUCAUGACGGUUAAUUCCGUGAUGGAUUUUAGGGGUCAAAAUUUGGAGUAUAUACCGUUCGGCUCGGGAAGAAGGUCGUGUCCUGGAAUGACUUUUGGCUUGCAGGUGGUUAACCUGACGCUUGCUCGGCUACUUCAGGGGUUUGAUAUGGCGGCGCCAGCGGGAAGGCCGGUGGAUAUGCGUGAAGGCUUGGGCCUUGCCUUGCCGAAAGCUAACCCCCUUGAAAUGCUACUAAAGCCACGACUUCCUUCCAAGCUCUAUCAUCAAUGCCCCUAAAAUACCAAAGUAAAAUGCUACAAUUUGCAAAGAAGAAUGUGAGAGAUCAGAAAGUAUUAGGAGAAAGGAAGGGUUAUUUAUAAUUUCUCACCUGAUGUAGAUGUAAAAAAAAAUAUAUAAAUAAACAUGAAGGUACUUAAAAUCUAGUUAUGAUACUAUCAAUAAAGUUGAAGCUAUUGA